Suhomyces tanzawaensis NRRL Y-17324 is the source of this 2220-nucleotide messenger RNA. RefSeq lists its product as uncharacterized. The record is from RefSeq and is a predicted model, not a curated record. Gene Ontology annotation, biological process: amino acid transmembrane transport. Lineage: Eukaryota; Fungi; Ascomycota; Pichiomycetes; Serinales; Debaryomycetaceae. Gene Ontology annotation, molecular function: amino acid transmembrane transporter activity. The transcript has 2 exons. Bases 40 to 1938 code for a protein of 632 amino acids.
GCAUCUCCCUCCUUGUCCACCUUUUCGCACCAACGCAUCAUGUCGCCAUCUCCAUCUCUGAACCACAGACCCACGAACGACAGUGCCAGCAACCUCAGUAUGAGCUACCAAGAGCAGAUUUCGAACGUGGGCAACCUUUCGUCCAAAGAGCUCGAUUUCAAGACCGUCAGCAAGCACUUUGUAAGCCAAGAAGACACCCUCAAGCUCCAGGGAGGCGAUAUCGCUCGUCAGAUCUACCACCAGCUCGAAAACGGCUCGGACGGAAGUGUUAACAAGAUGGGAACGUCGCCUUCUAGUCACCACGGGGGUUCUGGCGUGGCGUCGCCGGUUUUUCUGAAGGAUUACCCAAAGAGACGGACGCGGAGCUCGUCUUUCUCCACCUACUUGAGCGAAACACGUCGUGAGUCCACAGCCAGCGACAUCAACGUGCCUGGCGGGUUCAGGAGGGAGUUUCUCAUCAACAAGUCCUUGCAGAAGAACGAAACACCGCCCAAUUUCUUGACACGUAACUUUGUUGAGUUCUUGUCGAUAUAUGGCCACUUUGCGGGAGAAGACUUCAGCGACGACGACGGAGGCUCCGACAGCGAGGAGACCGAUUUGGAAAGCGCCCACGGAUCCUCCUACGAAGAGGUGUUCGACGAGGAAUCGUCGUUGUUGAACGAGCCCAAGGAGGCACCCAAGGGUACUGCUUCGGUGCUCAAGACAUUUUUCUUGUUGUUCAAGUCUUUGGUGGGCUCGGGUGUGUUGUUUUUACCCAGAGCCUUCUACAACGGAGGUUUGUCCUUCUCGAUCUUUGCCUUGACGUUGUUUGGCGUGCUCACCUACCUCUGCUACGUGGUGCUCAUCAAGUCCAAGAAGACCAUGAACUUGUCGUCUUAUGGUGAGUUGGGAUUCAAGACCUACGGUAAACCGUUGAAAAUCUUCAUUUUGAUUUCCAUCGUGUUGUCCCAGUUCGGCUUCGUGGCCACCUACAUUCUCUUUGCGGCCGAGAACAUGAUCUCGUUCUUGGGCAGCGUGCUUCCUGACGGUGCAAGUGCCUACUUGAACACUGCUAAUCUCGUGCUCAUCCAGUUUGUGCUUUUGGUUCCGUUGGUUCUCAUCCGUAACUUGACCAAGUUGUCGUUAGUGUCGUUGGUGUCGUCAGUUUUCAUCAUCGUGGGUCUUGUCAUCAUCUUCUACUACUCAGGUGUCCAGUUACUCACCUACGGUGUUGGCCCCAACAUCCAGCACUUCAACUCCAAGAACUGGUCCAUGUUGAUCGGGGUGGCUGUGACCUCGUUCGAGGGCAUUGGCCUCAUCUUGCCCAUCGAAGCGUCCAUGGCCCAACCAGAAAAAUUCCCCAUGGUGUUGUUCGUGGGUAUGACUGUGAUUACCGUGCUUUUCGUCGGAAUUGGAACCGUGGGCUACUCGUCAUUUGGUGACGAGAUCAAGUCCAUCAUCAUCCUCAACUUGCCCCAGAGCAAGUUUGCCGUGCGCUCCAUUUUGGUGUUGUACUCGUUGGCUGUGUUUUUGACAGCUCCAUUGCAAUUGUUUCCAGCCAUAAAGAUUUUGGAGGCCUUGGCCUUCAACCCGGCCGUGAAAACCUCCAAAACAAAGAGCAAGGCUGACAGCGAAGGCAAACUCUAUCGCCAUUCAGGCAAAUAUAACCCUCAGGUGAAGUGGUUGAAGAACCUCUUCCGGUCGGCAGUGGUGGCUAUUAUCUGUGCCAUUGCCUAUGCUAACGCCAGCAACAUCGACAAGUUUGUGUCGUUCAACGGGUGUUUUGCGUGCAUUCCGUUGGUGUACAUCUACCCACCAUUGAUCCACUUGCGUACCUUGAAGCACAAGCCUAAUUGGACCCGCCAGGACUACUGUUUGCGGGUUUUUGACUACGUGUUAUUCGUGGUAGGUAUUGUUGCUGUGGUGUAUACCACCUACCAGAUCUUGUUCAAGAUCUAGUACGAGGGUCAAGUCCAAGAGGGAUGUUACGGAUUAUACCCCUCAUACUCCCUGAUUUCCUCGUGAUCUGCCCCUGUCCGUUACGAAUUAUCUCAUACUUCCUGAUUCCCUCAUGGGAUCUGCAUCUAUAGACAUCUCCUCAACUGGAGUUCCUCCAAAAUAUUCUAGAUAAGGGACCAACAGUGGUUCUGGAUAUUUAGAUAAAACAAUUGAUAAAGUUUUAAAAUGAAUACUAAUAAACAACAUUCCAGAAGCUAGUAAUGAUUCAUUGGUGUAGACUUG